Molecule: messenger RNA, 606 nt
Organism: Angiostrongylus costaricensis
Lineage: Eukaryota; Metazoa; Nematoda; Chromadorea; Rhabditida; Metastrongylidae
Source: the annotation of a GenBank genome assembly
AUGGUAGAAAAGCAACUGCCUAUUUCGAAAUACUUGCAAGUUCUUGUAGCUGUUGUUCUUGGUGUUGUUGCCAUUGCGGCUGUUGUUGUUGUAGUUGUUGUUGCCGUUGUGGUUUUUCUUUUUGUUGUUGGUGCUGUUGUCUUUGUUGAUGUCGGUGUUGUUGUUGUUGAUGUCGUUGAUUGUGUUAUCAUUGGUGUUGUUGGUGUCGUUUUCCUUGUUGAUGCUGUUGUUAUUGGUGCUGCUGUCGUUGUUGUUGUUGUUGGUGUUGUUUUUGAUUUUGUUGUCGCUGUGGGUGUUGCAGCUGGUGUCGUUGUUGGUCCUGUUGAUGGUGCUGCUUUUGUUUUCGUUGUUGUUGUUGGUGCUGUAGUUGGUGCUGUUGUUGGCGUUGCUGUUGUUGUUGCUGGCGUUCUUGUUCAUGUUGUUGACGGUGUUGUUUUUGUUGUUCGUGUCGUUUUUGCUUUUCCUCUUGGUGUUGUGUUGUUGUUGAAGUUGUUGUUGUUGAUGUUGUCGUUGUCGUUGUUGUGUUUUUUCGUUCUUGUUGUUUUUGUUGUUGGUAUUGUAGUUGUUGGUGUUGCAGUUAUUUUUUGGCGCUGUUGUCGUUGUUGA